UUGUCGCCGGAAAGCGGAAGUGAGCUGCGGGCUGCGCGCGCGUGUUCUGCCAGCGAUGUCUGCGGACCGGGGACCUUUAGAGUUCCAUGCCAAGCAGCCCUGGCGUCCCAAAGAGGUGACACAAGAUCCGGAUGAGGAGGACGAGGAGGAGAGCGAUGAGGCCAAGAAUGGCUUCUCCCUGGAGGAGGUGUUACGCCUCGGAGGCACGAAGCAAGAUUACCUUAUGCUGGCUACUUUGGAUGAAAAUGAGGAACUGGUGGAUGGAGGCAAAAAGGGAACAAUUGACGACCUUCAACAAGGUGAAUUGGAGGCAUUUAUUCAAAACCUUAAUUUGGCCAAAUACUCAAAGUCUUUGAUUGAAGAAGAUGAACCAGAUAAAAAGGAAAAUGACAGCCAAAAAGAAGCAAAAAUACUGAAGGUUGAAACUAAAAAGCAGAAAGCGACAGAAAGUAAAAAGACAUCAGAAAAGAAGGUGAAAAAUAAAAAUGUACCAGAACAGCGUUCUGAAAGCGGUACCAUCCCAAAAGGAAAGAAGGAUAAACAACCCGACGUAUUCGAAUUUCAGGAGAGACAAACGCUGUUAGUCAAGCCUGGAGGCAAGUGGUUCGACAUGGAGUACAGCAGUGAGUAUUCUUUGGAGCCCCAGCCUCGGGACGUGGUGUCCAAAUAUAAAGCCCUCGCCCAGCAGCUGUACGAGCAUGAGGUCAGCCUGUUCAAAAGUAAGACAAAUAAUCAAAAGGGAGGCUCUUCCACCUGGAUGAAGGCAAUUGUGUCAUCAGGGACCCUGGGUGACAGGAUGGCGGCCAUGAUCCUGCUGAUCCAGGACGAUGCUGUGCAUACACUCCAGUUUGUAGAAACCCUCGUGAACCUUGUUAAAAAGAAGGGCAGCAAGCAGCAGUGCCUCAUGGCUUUGGAUACGUUCAAGGAGUUACUCAUUACAGACCUUCUGCCGGACAGUCGGAAGCUCAGGGUUUUCAGCCAGCAUCCUUUUCACAAACUGGAAGAGUUGUCCAGCGGCAACAGGGACUCGAGAGACAGGAGACUUAUAUUGUGGUAUUAUGAGCACCAACUAAAACACUUAGUAGCAGAAUUCGUACAAGUCCUGGAAACUCUAAGUCACGAUUCCUUGAUGACGACUAAGAUCCGAGCCCUCGUAGCCGCUCAUGAGCUUCUGUGCGAUAAGCCUGAGGAAGAAAAGGCUCUUCUUGUGCAGGUGGUAAAUAAACUGGGAGAUCCGCAGAACAGAAUCGCCACAAAAGCUUCCCAUCUGUUAGAGGUAUUGCUGAGGAAGCAUCCCAAUAUGAAAGGAGUUGUGUGUGGAGAAAUAGAAAGGCUUCUCUUUCGCUCAAAUAUCAGCGCCAAAGCGCAGUAUUAUGCAAUUUGCUUUUUAAACCAAAUGGUCCUCUCCCAUGAAGAAAGUGAACUGGCUAACAAAUUAAUAACUCUUUAUUUUUGUUUCUUUCGGACUUGUAUCAAGAAAAAAGACAUUGAGUCAAAAAUGCUCAGUGCCAUUUUGACAGGCGUGAACAGAGCAUACCCUUACUCCCAGAUAGGUGACGACAGAGUGAGGGAGCAAGUGGACACUUUAUUCAAAGUGCUGCAUGUUGUAAAUUUUAAUACCAGCGUGCAGGCUUUAAUGCUACUUUUCCAAGUAAUGAAUUCUCAACAGACAAUAUCUGAUCGGUAUUAUACGGCUUUGUACAAAAAGAUGUUGGAUCCAGGGUUGAUGACAUGUUCCAAGCAAGCAAUGUUUCUUAACCUCAUCUACAAAUCUCUGAAAGCUGACAUCAUGUUGCGCCGGGUGAAGGCUUUUGUGAAGAGGUUGCUUCAGGUUACCUGCACACAGAUGCCCCCUUUCAUCUGUGGAGCAUUGUAUCUUGUGUCUGAGAUCUUUAAAGCAAAACCAGACUUAAGAAGCCAACUAGAUGAUCAUCCGGAAUCUGAUGAAGAAAACUUCGUUGACAUGGGAGAUGACAGUGAUGUAGAAAAGUUCACUGAUGCAGACAAAGAAUCAGCAGCAGAUGCAGUGAAGGAAGCUGAGGCAGAAGAAGCUGCGCCUGAGAGCAGCCCAGAAACGGAGAAGCCGAAGACCGCCUCCUGGGUGCACUUUGACAACUUGAAAGGUGGCAAACAGCGAAAGACAUAUGAUCCAUUCAGUAGAAAUCCUUUGUUCUGUGGAGCUGAAAAUACAAGUCUUUGGGAGCUCAGAAAGUUAUCUGAGCAUUUCCACCCUUCUGUGGCCCUUUUUGCAAAGACUAUCCUUGAGGGAAAUUCUAUUCAGUAUUCAGGAGACCCACUGCAGGAUUUCACACUCAUGAGAUUCUUGGAUCGAUUUGUAUACCGAAAUCCAAAGCUACAUAAAGGCAAAGAGAACACCGACAGUGUUGUGAUGCAGCCGAAAAGGAAGCAUUUUAUGCAGGAUGUCCGUAAUCUUGCUGUGAAUAGUAAAGAGUUUCUUGCAAAAGAAGAAAGUCAGAUCCCAGUGGAUGAAGUGUUUUUCUACAGGUAUUAUAAGAAAUUUGCUGCUGUUAAAAACAAACAGAAACGCGAUGCAGAUGAAGAAAGUAUAGAAGAUGUUGAUGAUGAGGAAUUUGAAAAUAUGAUUGACACAUUUGAAGAUGAUAACUGCUUCACACCUGGAAAGGAUGAUAUUGAUUUUGCCAGCAAUAUGAAGAAGAAAAAGGGAGCUAAGGAGGACUUGGAAGAUUUGGAGAGUAGUGACGAUGAGGUUGGUGACCUGGAUGAUGAUGAAGUUUCUCUAGGAAGUAUGAAUGAUGAAGACUUUGAAAUUGAUGAAGGGGGAGGAACGUUCAUGGAUGUGUCAGGUGAUGAAACCGAAGGAAUUUCAGAAUUUGCAGAAACCAGCCCCAAAGCCAAUACAAAGAAAAGCAAGAGAAAGAGUGGAAAUGAUUUUGACUUUGCCGGGUCAUUUCAAGGAUCAAAGAAAAAAAAGAAAAGUUUCAGUGACUCCAGCUUGUUUGUGUCUGCUGAGGAGUUUGGCCAUCUGUUGGAUGAAAAUAUGGGAUCCAAGUUUGAUAAUCUUGGCAUGAAUGCCAUGGCUAACAAAGAUAAUGCAAGUUUCAAACAGCUGAAGUGGGAAGCUGAGCGUGAUGACUGGCUGCACAACAGAGACGUGAAAAGUAUCAUCAAGAAAAAGAAAAAUUUCAAAAAGAAGAUGAAAGCCCCUCAGAAAUCCAAAAGACCACGGAAAUGAGAGCUUCAGACUAAAUAAUAAGAUUAUGAUUGUACUUACCCUUAAUUUUUGCUAUCCAACCAUUUUUCUUGAUCUUUUUCUCUAAUUCCAUGUAUUCCAGACUGUUCAACAGAUUUAUAAUAAACUGUAGAAACAAAA
Meriones unguiculatus (Mongolian gerbil) is the source of this 3352-nucleotide messenger RNA. It is a transcript of the gene Cebpz, whose product is annotated as CCAAT enhancer binding protein zeta. The coding region runs from base 56 to 3214 and encodes 1052 amino acids. The transcript is spliced from 16 exons. Lineage: Eukaryota; Metazoa; Chordata; Mammalia; Rodentia; Muridae. The record is from RefSeq and is a predicted model, not a curated record. Gene Ontology annotation, cellular component: nucleus.